Messenger RNA from Rubroshorea leprosula, 625 nucleotides. The record is from the annotation of a GenBank genome assembly. NCBI's taxonomy places the organism in Eukaryota, Viridiplantae, Streptophyta, Magnoliopsida, Malvales, Dipterocarpaceae.
UCCAAAAUAUUAAAAAUUUAAAAUCCCUGAAACGAAAUCGUCGAGAAAGUAUCCACCUUCGAUUCUCUCAUUGAAACGCUAUGGCCGGAAGAGGAAAGGCUCUCGGUACCGGGGCCAAGAAAAUGGGACAAUCACGGAGCCAUAAAGCCGGCCUCCAGUUCCCCGUCGGUCGUAUCGCUCGCUUCUUGAAGGCCGGAAAGUAUGCCGAUCGCGUCGGGGCUGGCGCUCCCGUCUAUCUUGCCGCAGUCCUUGAGUACCUCGCCGCCGAGGUUUUGGAAUUGGCUGGGAAUGCGGCGAGGGAUAACAAGAAAUCGAGGAUUGUUCCGAGGCACAUUCAGUUGGCGGUGAGGAACGAUGAAGAGUUGAGCAGAUUGCUCGGGACGGUGACCAUCGCGAACGGCGGCGUUUUGCCUAACAUUCACAAUAUGUUGUUGCCGAAGAAGACUACAACCAAAGGGCCGGUGGACGAUGAUUAGGCCUAAGAAAAUUCGGAACAAAUUUGGUUCGGAUUUCAUUGACAUCUUCCAAUUCCUUUUUGCUUAGAUUUAGGGUUUGUUUUAGGGAUUGUGAGAAUGGAUAAUUGCCUCGAUGUAAAUGGUUAAUUUAAGAAAUUCAAGAUUAAAAU